Molecule: messenger RNA, 2433 nt
Organism: Mucor velutinosus
Lineage: Eukaryota; Fungi; Mucoromycota; Mucoromycetes; Mucorales; Mucoraceae
Product: ribosomal 40S subunit protein S1B
Exons: 3
Coding region: 1-2433 (810 amino acids)
Source: RefSeq, a predicted model, not a curated record
AUGUCAAACCGUCGACAACAACAACAACAAGCAAAUGUAUUACCACAUCUGUCAAAGGGGAUUGCAAUGCCUGAGAUCCAAGUGUCCAAUCACAACGAUCUCAUGAUGCCAGGUCAGAAAGCAUUGCCCUCUGCCGACUGGAAGAAUUCAGAUGAACACGGCCAAAAUCAGCAGCAGCUUGUACCCGCUUCAGAUCCUGGUCCCAACAGAAGACUCAGUGCCGCCAGGCAAGGUGUGCCUUGGACUGACCGCCAAUCCAAGCUUCAGAUCGACUCCUCCAACGAGCCACCUCCCAUGUUCACUGCUGCUCCAAAAAAGAUGAGCAUCCGACAUCCUCGUGAAUCCAUGUCGUCCAAGCACAUUUAUCGCAUGGACAAUGGCAUUGAUCCUGUUAUAUUGCUGACCAGUCGAUUGGAGGCCUGGAGACUGGCUAUCAAGAAUUUGGUUGCUCUGUUUAAAAAGGUCAUUGCCGUUGAACUCAAAACCUCAAAAGGUCUAGUUCUCGCCUCCAGGGAUAUCGUGGUUCCAUUUGAUAAAUCCAAUGGCCAAUUUCUUGAAAUUGGUAUGGGUGGCAUCCAAGACGUAUGGGCUUCUAUGCGUGAUUAUACAAUGCAGCAUGGCAUGCUUCACCAUGAAUCUGCUGGAUAUCUCGAGAAAGCUGUGAUCCCUGCUCUCCGUGCCAUCAAGAACGACAUCAAAACCAUGAUCAUUGCUAUCCAAAAGGACAAGGCGCUCAAGAGCACUGACAUCUUUGAAAGCCGUAUGCAGGUAGACAGGCUGAUCAGUCGAUUGGACAAGAUCAUUCAGUCCUGCAACCGCUCACCCCAAACAGCCAAUGACAAUACGGAUCCAUUCUUGGUCAACUUGGGCGUCAUUCAUGCAGUCCGUGAGCUGUGUGAUCAUGAGAACCGUCUCCAUGACAACAUCUUGAACCUCCAAAAGGAAACUGGCAUCUUUGAGCAAAAGAUUAUUGAAAACACGCGCUAUGUCAUUCAAAAGCUAGAGGAAUUCAGAUUAAAGAACAAGAUGGAGCACCAGGAUUUCAUUGGUAAAGUGGUUGAAACAUUCAAUGGCAUCAAACCUACGCUGGAGUGGAACGAGUUUGUACGUCGCAAUCAGUACAACUUGAUCUUGGAAAACUCUGCCUACAAGACCGAGAACAUGGUGGAGUAUCCCAACCAGGACAGCAAGUUUGUACGUGCCUUGAAGAUUGGACCUCUUCAGAUAAAGGCCGGUGUCAUGAAGGGCUGGACGGAAGGUGUCUACCUGCUCACACCUGCUGGUUUCUUGCAUGGUUAUAAAACGCCCAAGCAUUUCCAAACGAAUCCUCUGCGCCCCAACUACACGGUGUUUGUACCUGAUUGUGCUAUUGAACGUUUUGAUGACGGCUCGUUUGAUCUUCAUGGUAAGGACAAGCGUUUAUCCAUGGGUCAGGGCACUCGCUACACAUUCCGUGCACGAAAUCCUCGAGAUAGUCAAGGGUGGUUUGAAGCCUUGGUACGCAUCGCAGACCAGUUCAGAAUAGUUCCACUCUUUGAUACGGCGCAAAGUGGUUUCUCAUCCACUGUUCCCAAAAACAGAGACUUGCCUCCAUUACCUGCUAGUACCUUGCCUUUGAUUCAGCAGCCUCCUUCUGCGCCUGAAAAGGAACCCAGACCUGCUGGUGCCAUUCAAUCUACCUACAACACGGCUGGUCCUUCUGGUACGCGUCAAGACGACUUGGAUCCCGUUUUGGAGGAAGAGCAAGACCCUGUACUCGGUGAUCAUCAGCCUUUGAUGGAGGAGCACCACACCGACGACGAUGGAAGUCAAACGCCCGUAGCAGGUAACUCGUUGCAUAACGAGCACUUACCCCAUCCUGCUGUUGCUGUAGCUACUGGUGCUGCUGCUGGUGCCGCUGCCGCAGGCGCUGUGGAUGUCAAUCAACAUCUGCACUCUGAAAAGACGCUGGGACAAGAUCAAUCGCGAGGCUUGACGGAGGAUCCCGCCACUCCCGUGACACCCACUGCUGCUUCUGUAGGUCAAUCUGGUCAGUUUGUCCCUCAACAACAGCAAAACACCCAAACCAUUCACCCUCCUCAGUCUCAGUUAGCUGAUCUCAGUGAGCAGCAAGACUUUGAUAAACGCCCCUUGGAAGAACAGCGAGGACUGCCCACCAGUGAUGUACCUACGACAAGUAACAAAACGGCUGCAGCAAACGAGGAAUUCAACGAUGGAAGUAAUGUUGAUAACUGGCAGUCUGUGAACGGCGGUGCCUCAAAGGCUGAAGGUAGAUUUGACACUGCCAGCCAUCACUCCAAGAUUGCUGAUCAUUUGAACGACGAGGACGAAAUCAACCUUGCUAAUCAGCAACUGCAAGCUUCUGAUGCGUAUACUCCCAUCGAAAACUAUCAUCUCCAGCAAACGCAAAAGCAAGAAACAGCCGCAUUGUAA